UCAUUGACCCAAACAACGUGCUAUCUCCGCCCCCUUCGGUUACCCUGGGAUGCAAUGCAUGCACCUCCUAUUGUGGCUAGCUGUUAGCAUUAGCUAGCCAAGCUCAUAUUUACAAGCAGGCAGGAUGGAUAUAGGUGAUGGAAUGGAGCUGGAGGGCUGGGAUUCAAAUAUGGAGCAAGAGCUGGGCAUCUCUUUGGAUGAGCUGAAGAAGUGGAUCGACGAAGCAGUGGAGAAGAGUGAGAUUGUGAAGAAGAAAAAGGCUCAGCUGACUGAGCUCAAGGAAUGGGUGGAGAAGAAAGAAGAAGAGGAGGCGAGGACAGACAUGCUUCUCAGCGAUGCCAACAAAUCCAUAUUGGAGUGUGAAAAGCUCGUGAAGGAAACUUACCAGAAGAGCGGUCUCGUUUACAAAGAGAGCAGCUCGGAGGAUGAGGGGGGCGGAGGAGGCGUGCUGUCCUCUGAGGUCAUCGAGAUAGACGACGACGAUGACGACGAUGAUGUCAUUGCCGUCGGCUGUUUGGUUCCUCCAAAGAAGCCAGUCACUCCCUGCAAAGAUCCAGCGUUAAUUGAGGCCUCCUCAGUGCUACACAAAACAUCCCAGCAGUUGCAGAAGUUGGUCCAAAUUGUCAGCAAGCCGUCGCCUGGUGCUCCGUUGCUUCGAUCUCCGUCGCAUCCUCCGUCUCAGUCAGGUAGUCAUACUUCAGUGCCAGCAGUGUUUGUAUCCCAGGCUCAGUCUCAGUCCAUGACCCAGCCGAACCCAAACGCCACAGAAGAUGAGCUUCGAGUCGGGAUGAUGAUUUUGGGAAAGAAGCGCACCAAGACCUGGCACAGAGGUGCCCUUGUUACUAUCAGCCCAGUCGGAAAUGGUAUAUUUAAGUAUAAAGUGAAGUUUGAUAAAGGAAAGAGCCUGCUUUCUGGAAAUCACGUGGCUUUCGAGUAUAACCCGACCCUGGAGAUCCUGUAUGUCGGGGCUCGCGUAGUCGCCAAAUACAAGGACGGCAGCCUGGUGUGGCUCUAUGCUGGGAUAGUAGCAGAGAUGCCCAACAACAAGAACCGGAUGAGGUUUUUGAUUUUCUUUGAUGACGGCUAUGCUUCAUAUGUGACACUACCUGACCUCCACCCAAUUUGCAGACCGUUAAAGCGCACCUGGGAGGACAUAGAGGAUGCGUCUUGUCGAGACUUCAUUGAGGAGUACAUCACUGCAUAUCCCAGCAGGCCUAUGGUGCUUCUAAAGGUUGGGCAAAUCAUCAAGACCGAGUGGGAGGGAACUUGGUGGAAGAGCAAAGUGGAAGAGGUGGAUGGAAGCUUGGUCAAGAUCCUCUUCUUGGAUGACAAGAGGAGUGAGUGGAUUUACAGAGGCUCCACCAGACUGGAGCCAAUGUUCAACCUGAAGAUGACCACCGCCAACACCCAGGAGAAGAAGUUGGCUGGCCAGCAGAGGUCACGACCUAACAUGGGGGUGAUGAGGAGUAAAGGUCCAGUAGUUCAAUACACCAGUGACGUACUUGUUGGAGCAUCUCCCGUCAAAACGCAGCAAGGCUCACCCAGCCAGCCUUCACAGACACCACCACAGCAACAACAACAACAACAGCAGCAGCAGCAACAACAGCCACAACAGCCACAACAACAACAACAACAGCCGCGUCCUGAACCCCUGCAGACCCAACAAGUCCAGCAAAUCCAACAGACGGUUCAGCCUUCACAGCCUCCACGUGUUGACAAUAAGCAUCAGAUGGCAAAGAAGAGUACUUCUCCAUUCGUCGCAGGCGUGGGAGGCACACAUGCCUCCAAAAUCAUGAUGCAGUCGCUUUCUUCCACUCCCAGCGACCCCGCUAGUGCAAGAAUCUCAAGUGGCCAAAGUAUUGCUUCACCGUCCUAUCAGAGACUGCCCCCUCUGGCUGCCGCACCCCCUCCCGUGACCCAAGCCAUGGCCACCAUCCCGCGACAGCCCUCGUACCGCGCCCCGACAGACCGCAUCUUCUACCUGGCACACACUUGUCAGCCAGCGUGUCUCAAUCGCGUCCGACCAGCAAAGUCAGACAUCCACCGAGGGAAGAACCCCCUGCUCACACCUUUACUGUACGAUUUCAGGCGCAUGACGGGACGACGAAAAGUCAACCGCAAGAUGUCCUUUCACGUGAUCUACAAGGCUCCGUGCGGGCUUUGCCUGCGCAACAUGGCAGAGAUCCAGUACUACCUCUUCGAGACACGCUGUGACUUUAUAUUUUUAGAGAUGUUCUGUCUGGACCCUUACGUCCUCGUGGACCGGCCAUUCCAGCCGCAGAGGCCUUUCUAUUACAUUCACGACAUCACUGCUGGAAAAGAGGACAUUCCGCUCUCCUGCGUCAACGAGAUUGAUUCCACUCCGCCUCCGAAAGUAGCUUACAGUAAAGAACGUAUCCCUGAAGAUGGAGUAUACAUCAACACCAGUCCGGACUUCCUGGUUGGAUGCGAUUGCACUGACGGCUGUCGCGACAAGUCCAAAUGCUCUUGCCACCAGCUGACCCUUCAGGCUACCGGUUGCACACCAGGGGCUCAGAUCAACACAAACGCUGGAUUUUUACACAAAAGAUUAGAGGAGUGCCUCCCAACAGGGAUCUACGAGUGUAACAAGCGGUGCAAAUGCUGUGCCCAGAUGUGCACCAACCGCUUGGUGCAACACGGCCUCCAGGUGCGCCUCCAGCUCUUCAAGACCCAGAACAAAGGCUGGGGGAUCCGCUGUCUGGACGACGUGGCCAAGGGCUCUUUCGUCUGCAUCUACGCUGGUAAAAUCUUGACAGACGACUUUGCCGACAGAGAAGGUCUCGAGAUGGGGGACGAGUAUUUUGCCAAUCUGGACCACAUAGAGAGUGUGGAGAACUUCAAGGAGGGCUACGAGAGCGAGGCGCACUGUUCCGACAGCGAGGGGAGCGGUGUGGACGUGUCGAGAAUAAAAAUCCAGCCAUCUGCUCUGGUAUCAGCUAACCCUGUUGGGAGGCCGCCCAAAAAGGGCCAAAGUUCAAGCUCAUCAGGGGACAGCAAUGAAGACGAAGACAAAGAUUCAAAGAGCGAAGAGGAAAGUGACAGUUCAGACGACACGUUUGUGAAGGAAAGCAAUUUCAGCACCAGCUCCGUGUGGAGGAGUUACACCACACGCGGUCAGGUCAAGGGCAACAAGGAAGGGAGUCAAGACAGUAAAGACGAAAUGAGCGCGUUAGCCAGAGGAGUCGGGGACGAUAAGCCCCCGUCCAUGCCAGAAGAGACGGGCAAAAGCAAAGUGGCUUCCUGGCUCACCAGCCAGGGGCUUAAGAAGGAAUCCGGAGACGCAAAGAGUCAAGUGAAGUCAGAAACUGGGAAGAAGCAGGAAGUGAUGACUCUCUCUGAUAGUGACGAGGUUCAGACCAUCAGCUCUGGAUCCGAUGACAACAAGGAGAGAGAAAAAGUCACCCUAGCUGUGACUAAGAAGCAGGUCGCGGUGAAAUCAACGCGCGGCAUCGCCCUGAAGGGCGGCCACGGGAUGAUGGUGAAAACGGGCACACCUGGAGGCGGGGGAGGGCCCGGAGGUCCGGGAGGAAAAACGGGACAGCAGGGUCCGACUGGGGGAGGUGGAGAGAACACUCCCAAAAACACUAGGUUGUUCUUCGACGGGGAAGAGUCCUGCUACAUCAUCGAUGCCAAGUUGGAAGGAAACCUCGGGCGUUACCUCAAUCACAGUUGUAGUCCCAACCUUUUCGUGCAGAAUGUGUUUGUGGACACGCAUGAUUUGAGGUUUCCCUGGGUGGCGUUCUUUGCCAGCAAGCGGAUCCGGGCUGGCACAGAGCUGACCUGGGACUACAACUACGAGGUGGGCAGCGUGGAGGGGAAGGUGCUGCUCUGCUGCUGCGGGUCCACCGAGUGCAGAGGGAGACUGCUGUGAUCUGCAGCCAUCAUUCACUUCACUGGAUCUGUAGGAACCUCAGAGGACCCUUUUUAGCACCAUAACUUUACUUAGUUUUAAGUUGAAUUUUGUCUUUUAUUGCAGCUAUUUUGUUGCCUUUAUUUUAUAUGAAUGUGUUUCCCUGAUUUCUUAUUUUGUCUUUUCGUUAAAUGUGAAUAAAAUGCAGUUUGCUGCAAUGCUCA
This is a messenger RNA of Pungitius pungitius (ninespine stickleback), 4095 nucleotides long. RefSeq names its product SET domain bifurcated histone lysine methyltransferase 1b (gene setdb1b). Gene Ontology annotation, cellular component: nucleus. Lineage: Eukaryota; Metazoa; Chordata; Actinopteri; Perciformes; Gasterosteidae. Gene Ontology annotation, biological process: heterochromatin organization; negative regulation of gene expression. The transcript is spliced from 25 exons. The record is from RefSeq and is a predicted model, not a curated record. Gene Ontology annotation, molecular function: DNA binding; histone H3K9 methyltransferase activity; zinc ion binding. Bases 125 to 3892 code for a protein of 1255 amino acids.